Messenger RNA from Peronospora matthiolae, 990 nucleotides. The record is from the annotation of a GenBank genome assembly. NCBI's taxonomy places the organism in Eukaryota, Oomycota, Peronosporomycetes, Peronosporales, Peronosporaceae.
AUGGAUGAUGCUACGCGUCGUAGCAUCUUUGGUUCGUCUGAUGAAUCAGAUGAACCAUCGCCAAAGCGUAGGUGCUCGAGAUCGCAAGACUCGGGCGCUCACAGUGGUGUCGGUUCUCCUAUGGACACCACUUCGCAACGAGGUGCCAGUACUUCUGUCGGCACAUCGCAGGAAGAGCGGGACCGCAGUGUGUUGCGUCUCGCUCCCGAGAAGAAGGCAUGGAUGCCUCCAAAAUCCGUCAUGGAUCACUUGUCGGCGACGACGAGUGAUCGUUAUCGAACACGAUUGUUCGAUUCGUCAAGGAUCCAUCACCUUGACCCCAGUGCGAAAAACUAUCGCGCUGAGAAUGAGUUCUUCAUCGAUGCUUUCUUUAAACAUCGAUGGUACAGUGGGAAUCACAAACGUGAUGGUCCCUCACUGCUUCAAGCGUGGAACGCUUACAUCCAUAACCUUGAGGAUGUAGGUCGUGACGUUUGGAACGACAAACUUAUCAAAGCUCGUGAUAAGUUUGAGAAAAGAACCCCGACAGGUGCACGCUACAAGCUGCAUCGUCUGUCAAAGGAGGGUGGGUUACCCUGCCUCUCUUGGGGAGACCCGUGCCCAUGUUGUGUGAACAACUCUGCGCGCGCACCUAAGGAGGCUUACCUCCUUACUAGCCCGUGGUGGCGCGUACGUAUCUCUAGUGAGAUGUACGAAGGGAUUGACAACCUGAAAUCCCUUUACGACCGUGCCGGGAAGACUUUCUCCGGCGGUCCUUCUGCGGCACAGGAUGUGCCGCGUCGUACUGCUCGACCAGACCCAGUACGUCAAUUAUCAGUUGGGAGCGGGGCUCCCAAGUAUCCCAGGAUGGGGGAUAGCCGCACCACCGGACUAGAUAACUGGUCCGACGUCCGUUCACAUCGCUAUGGUUCAACAGCCGCUCAAUCUGAUAGCGCUGGCCACCGCGAGAGUCCUUUGAAGGAGGUGGAGGAGGAGGAAGACGCUCUCUAA